Molecule: messenger RNA, 2088 nt
Organism: Pyrus x bretschneideri (Chinese white pear)
Lineage: Eukaryota; Viridiplantae; Streptophyta; Magnoliopsida; Rosales; Rosaceae
Exons: 6
Coding region: 1021-2031 (336 amino acids)
Biological process (GO): regulation of DNA-templated transcription; abaxial cell fate specification
Cellular component (GO): nucleus
Molecular function (GO): transcription cis-regulatory region binding
Source: RefSeq, a predicted model, not a curated record
ACUCAAAGAAUAAUUUGGUGUAGGAACGCCAACCAUGUCAUUGGUAUGAUAUAUUUUAUAAAUUAUUCUUUUUUUAUCCAACUUCAUGUCAGUCUUAUCAAAAUUUUCUCUCACUUUAUUCAACUUCACAUUAAUCUUGCUCGAUACAUAAGAAUUACCCCUAGUCGGACAACAACAUCAAAAUUUUCUCUAACCUGACUGUGAGGAGUGAGGACUGAGUAGAGGUUUGAAAAUUUUGGGUGGUUUUGUUUUCGUAUGUUUCCUUUGAAGAUGCAAUUGCUUAUGUCACCCAUUUUUUAAUUUUUUUAAUUUUAUUUUUUUUAUGUCAAAUAUGUGUCACCCAUCAGAUUCAUACUUAGAAGUUAUAACGUACGUCUGCCAUUCCUUUGUUUUCUUGUCAAACCCUAUUUAUUUCUCUUGUUAUAACGGACGUUUGCUUAGCUGAUUCCCAGACCAUAUUGUGCAUAUAUUUUUAUAUAUGUUUUUUUUUUGGUCGAACAAAUUUAUAUUAUAUAUUGACUUGACUCAACUUUUUAAUCAUUCCUGUUGUUAGAUAUUGCUGGGCUGGGCACAGCUCCAGAAACCUAGCUUUCCUUUUUUUUUUUUAUACAAAGUUCAAAAGUACAGAAGAGACCCAGAGAAUGUGUUAACUAGGUAGUUGAUUAGUCAAGAAAAAAUUAUAUCACCAAGAACUUUAAGAUUGAAUUAUAGUAUAUAUAAUUUUUCACAUUUCACCUUUCAUUUUCACCCAAUCAUGAAGUCACCUUGAAACAUAAAAUCACAACCUGCGCUAGACUACAAAGUCUGAAAUUCUCUGUGGAGUAUUUUUUUUCCUUUUUCCAAUUGAAACUCCAAGGACAAAAAAAAAUGAAGUGUCUCCUUGAGCCAGAGAAAAGCUGCCACUAGAAGACACAUAUCAGCAACAGAGUCCAACUGAUCAUCUUUGUAUUCAUAUAUAUUCUCUCAGACCCCAUCUCGUAUAUAUCUAGCUCUCUCUCUCUCUCUCUCUCUCUCUCUAACAUGAAAGAUCAGGCAAUGAAGAGGGUUGAAGGAGAUGAUCACCAUCACCAGAGAUCCUCAUCUCUUAAGAGGUCUCCCUCUUCUUCUGUUGACAAUGGUGAUCAGAAACCCUACACGUCAUCAUUUGAUGAUGGUGAUGGUGCUGGUGUCACUCCUAUGAGAAGCACAGCUCUAGGGAAGCAGCUAGUAGUCCACGGCUAUCCCCACCAUUUUCCGGCCGCGCCCAGUCAUCGUCAGAUGAGCGGCAGCCUGUUGAAAUCAUCCUCGUCAUCAUCGGUUCCGGUGAGACCUUAUGUUCGGUCCAAUAUGCCUCGGCUUCGUUGGACGCCUGAUCUUCACCGCUGUUUUGUUCAUGCAGUUGAAAGGCUUGGAGGAGAUCAAAGAGCCACUCCAAAGAUGGUUUUACCGAUCAUGAAUGUGAAAGGCCUCACUAUAUCGCACGUUAAAAGCCAUCUUCAGAUGUACAGGAGUAUGAAGCAUGAGCAAAGCAUACAAGCAGCUGCUAUGGCAGCAAAGAAGAAUGGUGUUUUGCUGAUCUCUGAGCACUCUAACAACUCAACCUACUUAAAACCAAUCAAUAUCGCUCAACCUGUUUGUCACCAAAAGAACGAUGGGGUGAUAAAAAUGUACAAUUAUGGACCCUGCCAAAGCAAUGAAACUUGUUACAUUGAAGACCUUGCUACCAAGAACACCAGCCCUCUGGCCAAAUGGAAGGAUGAGACGAAGCCAUUAGUACCCUAUCAAGUAUCAACUAAAAGAUACGAGCAGAAACCAAAUUCUUUCAUCAUAUUCAAUGAUCUACUCAAAAGAUGCAGUGAUAAUAUUGGACAAGAGAGCAAUCAUAAACAUUUGGAAGAUUUACGCGGUACAGAAAGUGAAUAUGAUGCAAGAAUGUUUCUAUCACUCAACUCGUCAUCACCAAAAGCGUCCCGUGAACUGUUGAGGCUCAGCAAAGCCUCUGGAAAUUCAGAUGCUAAUGAUGUCUCUCUUGAGCUCACUCUUAACACUUAAAAUCAUCAUGCACAUUUUUAUGCAGACAAUGUGCGAAACUUGAAAGAAAAAAAAAAA